This is a messenger RNA of Limulus polyphemus (Atlantic horseshoe crab), 1428 nucleotides long. RefSeq names its product cholecystokinin receptor-like. Lineage: Eukaryota; Metazoa; Arthropoda; Merostomata; Xiphosura; Limulidae. Gene Ontology annotation, molecular function: neuropeptide receptor activity; gastrin receptor activity. Gene Ontology annotation, cellular component: membrane. The coding region runs from base 164 to 1372 and encodes 402 amino acids. The transcript has 4 exons. The record is from RefSeq and is a predicted model, not a curated record. Gene Ontology annotation, biological process: neuropeptide signaling pathway.
CCAGAGAAAAUUAUAGCCUCGGGAUAAGAUCAAGAAGACCGAUAUAAAGUGGAAAAUACUUAACAGGAAGAAACUGCCUCGGAUAUAACUUCAUUGAAAAACAAAACUGAAACCUCAGUCAUCCUGAUACAAGCCUGUCGGCAACACUGCGGAAAUAAAUCCAAUGGCCCAGUCAAUAAAUACAAACUCGUCAACGAACAACAGCGAAACUUCUGGUGAUUCGAACGUACGUUCUUCAGUAAGCCUCGAGGAAAAAGUUUGUCUAAUCCUCCUCUAUACUAUUAUUUUACUGCUGGCUAUCGUAGGAAACACGUUAGUCAUAAUCACUUUAGCCAUUAACAAGAGAAUGAGAACAGUAACCAACGUGUUCCUGAUGAACCUGGCCAUCAGCGAUCUGCUUCUUGGUGUCUUCUGCAUGCCCUUCACUUUAGCCGGAGCUCUGCUUCGAGAGUUUAUCUUCGGAGAAGCCAUGUGUCGGCUGAUACCCUACUUCCAAGCUGUUUCUGUUAGCGUCAGUGCUUGGACGUUGGUGGCCAUGUCAGUAGAACGCUAUUAUGCCAUUUGUCACCCUCUAAAGUCACGAGAAUGGCAGACCUUGUCCCACGCCAAUCGGAUGAUUUUAGUAGUGUGGGCGGGUUCACUACUUUGUAUGUUGCCUGUUUCGGUGUUGAGUGAACUACAGCCUAUUAGAGACAGUGACAAAUACAAAUGCCGAGAGAGCUGGCCCACUGUCACUGCUGAAAGGCUUUUUAACAUACUGCUAGACGCGCUCCUUCUGGUUGUGCCUCUGUUUAUCAUGGUGGUUACUUAUUCCCUCAUCACCGCCACCUUGUGGAAAACUAUGUGGCCACACAUUAAAUUUGAACAAGGUGAUGCAAAUGAAACUUCAAUCAGAAGUCGGAAAAGCUCAGAUCGAAAGGUUCCACACAACAUCCUCGUCAGAGUUAAUCUCAAUUCGCCAUCUUCGUCCAGCUCCGUCCUGACUACUGACGUCCGAAGGACGGAUAUCAGCUCUGUUCAGACUGUAACCAACAUGGACAGGUCACUCUCACAAAAGAAACGAGUCAUUAAAAUGUUGUUCGUGGUUGUCUUGGAAUUUUUUCUUUGCUGGACACCGAUUUACGUCCUUAAUACUAUUACCCUCUUUGAUCCUGUCGCCAUCUAUCAGGGUCUUGGGUACUACGGUAUCUCUUUUUUCCACCUACUGGCCUACACGUCAUCCUGUUGUAAUCCAAUCACCUAUUGUUUCAUGAAUUCCAAAUUUCGGGGAAGCUUUAUGGCCCUGUUUGGCUACAAAAGCAAGGAAUGGAAAUUUCGUUCCGAUGGCAGUUUAUCAGCGACUCUCAGGUGUGCGGCGAAAUUAAAAGUAUGAAAAAAAAAGCUAUUCCUUUGUAUUGAUACUCCAGCUUGUGAACUUGGUAUAUCGUU